AUGGCCUCCACCGAGACCGCUUCUCCCAUUGGUAUUGCCAAUAUCGUCGCGAAGCGGGGUGCGGCUUUCACCAUCAUGGUUGCUGGAGAGUCGGGACUGGGAAAGACCACGUUUAUCAACACUCUGUUCUCCACGACUAUCAAGAACUACGCCGACCACAAGCGUCGUCACCAGAAGCAAAUCGAUCGCACUGUUGAAAUCGAAAUUACCAAGGCCGAGUUGGAAGAGAAGUUCUUCAAAGUCCGCCUGACUGUCAUUGAUACCCCCGGCUUCGGAGACUAUGUCAACAACCGUGACUCCUGGCAACCCAUCAUUGAGUUCCUCGAUGACCAGCAUGAGUCUUACAUGCUGCAGGAGCAGCAGCCCCGCCGCACGGAUAAAAUUGACAUGCGUGUGCAUGCCUGCUUGUACUUCAUCCGCCCCACCGGCCACACCCUGAAACCCCUCGAUAUCGAAGUGAUGAAGCGUCUGAGCUCCCGCGUCAACCUGAUCCCCGUCAUCGCCAAGGCCGAUACCCUUAGCCCCGCCGAUCUUGCCCGUUACAAGCAGAGAGUCAAAGCCGUGAUCGAGGCCCAGGGCAUCAAGAUCUACACUCCCCCUAUUGAGGAUGAUGAUGAGCACGCUGCCGCCCACGCCCGCACCCUGGCGGCUGCUAUGCCCUUCGCUGUGAUUGGAUCCGAGAAGGAUGUGAAGACCAGCGACAACCGUGUCGUCAAGGGCCGUCAGUACGCCUGGGGUGUUGCCGAAGUCGAGAACGAGGAUCACUGCGAUUUCAAGAAGCUCCGUUCGAUUCUGAUCCGCACCCACAUGCUCGACCUCAUCCACACUACAGAAGAACAGCACUACGAGGCCUACCGUGCCCAGCAGAUGGAGACGCGGAAAUUCGGAGAGGCGCGGCCGCGGAAGCUGGACAACCCCAAGUUCAAGGAGGAGGAGGAGAACCUGCGGAAGCGAUUCACCGAGCAGGUCAAGGUCGAGGAAUCGCGGUUCCGACAGUGGGAGCAGAAGCUUAUCUCCGAGAGAGACCGUCUCAACAAGGAUCUGGAGGCGACCCAUGCCGCUAUCACGGCGCUCAAGGAAGAAAUCGAGUCCCUGCAAGGCUCCUCGACCCGCAGCCAUGGCCGCCGUUAA
This is a messenger RNA of Aspergillus terreus NIH2624, 1131 nucleotides long. RefSeq names its product septin CDC12 (gene aspC). Gene Ontology annotation, cellular component: cytosol; microtubule cytoskeleton; septin complex. Lineage: Eukaryota; Fungi; Ascomycota; Eurotiomycetes; Eurotiales; Aspergillaceae. Gene Ontology annotation, biological process: cytoskeleton-dependent cytokinesis. The record is from RefSeq and is a predicted model, not a curated record. The transcript has 6 exons. Gene Ontology annotation, molecular function: GTPase activity; molecular adaptor activity; GTP binding. The coding region runs from base 1 to 1131 and encodes 376 amino acids.